CCUAGACGGGCAAAGACGAAUUCCGCAUCAAAUGGGCAGGGUACCCCUCGACCCAAAACACGUGGGAGCCUAUUGAAAACAUCACUUCGAAACAGUUACUCGAGGACUACUGGGCUGAGGUCGCGAAAAAGGGCAAAGGUGAUAAAGCAAAGUCACCUGUGAGGAAGGGCAGGGCUUCUGCCGCCGCGACGCCUGCGACUGGCCGGAGUAGCCGAUCAACCAGGUCGGCUGCCGUGGAGAGUGAAGAGGAGCAGGAAGACGAGGAAGAAGAACAUGAGGAGGCUCCGGCGAAGCGCCGCGGAAGACCAGCUAAGUCGGCUAGUAAUGGCCGCGUUGGAAGGGCUACUAAUGUGCACACGAAAACGGGAUGACGAAGAUGACGAGCACGAUGAACGCGCACCCCGCAAGCGUCAGCUCCGCACCCGCGACGUCACGCCCCCUAUCUCGCACGACGUCGAGGACGGGGAAGAAAUCGACGACGACGACGACGAACCGCGUCCCCUCAAGCUCCGCUCAUCACGCACCACCGCAGCUAGCUCAGGGUCCCCCGCCGCCAAACGCAAAGCCGUUCCCCGCAAACCCACACAGUCCAUCUUCAACGCGAUGCCCGACGCGCCGGACAUCGACAACGACGAAACGGACGGCGACGAUCCGCACGUGACCAAAGAGGGCUUCAUCGCUGAAUCCCGCAUGGACCCCAAACUGAUGGCCAAGCGCUCCUGGGAAGAUGAUAUCGACCAUGUCGACACGAUUGAACGCGCCGGGAUCGGGUUGUGCGUGUAUCUGGUCUGGAAAUCGGGUCUGAAGUCCGUCCACCCCACCCCGACUGCUAACAAGAAGUGUCCGCAGAAGCUACUCGCAUUCUACGAGAGCCACCUAAAAUUCACACCCCCAGCAAACCCCUCCUCCUCCUCCUCCCCCUCCAACGGCGGAGACCAACUCGAAACUCACGGUGCGCUGGCCCUAACCCAACCCCCCAACUCAGACCCUGAAGCCGAAGAAAACGACACAACAAUCACAACCACCGAAACCACCACGACCCACUUCCGCGUCGCUACAAUCUCCACCAACAACACACUCCCGCCCUCACCCUCCGGCGACAUCAGACGUCUGUUUGAUGAGUUGGCUGAGGCUGACGCGGGUCUCUCCACCGCCUCCCGGAAUCAUAACGAGGAUGAAGAAGAGGAAGAGGGUUUACCUGAAGGAUAUGAGACGCAACGCGGUCGCGGGGCGGGAAUCUACGGCCACCUCUUCUGAGUGAUGGGAGGGGGGUUAACGCAGGGUGGUGGGAGCGAGUCGGGGAACGGGAAGAGUGGGGGAAGGGUUGCGGGUGUGAAGAGGU
Messenger RNA from Fimicolochytrium jonesii, 1342 nucleotides. RefSeq lists its product as uncharacterized. The transcript has 3 exons. The record is from RefSeq and is a predicted model, not a curated record. The coding region runs from base 274 to 1257 and encodes 327 amino acids. Lineage: Eukaryota; Fungi; Chytridiomycota; Chytridiomycetes; Spizellomycetales; Powellomycetaceae. Gene Ontology annotation, cellular component: nucleus.